This is a messenger RNA of Miscanthus lutarioriparius, 2400 nucleotides long. NCBI's taxonomy places the organism in Eukaryota, Viridiplantae, Streptophyta, Magnoliopsida, Poales, Poaceae. The record is from the annotation of a GenBank genome assembly.
AUGGAGGUGGUGAGCACUUCCCAUGGCGCGUUGGGUCCCCUGCUGGGGAAGCUCACGGCUCUGCUCGCCGAUGAGUGUGGCCGUCUCAAAGGCGUCUGCCGUGAGAUUCGCUCGCUCAAAUCUGAGCUGACUAGCAUGCAAGCGGCGGUUCAGAAGUACUCCACGUUGCAAGAUCCCGAUGUCCAGGCGAAAGCAUGGAUAUCGCUGGUGAGGGAGCUUGCCUAUGACACCGAGGAUGUCAUCGACAAGUUCAUCCACCAGCUCGGUGAUGGCAGCCACCAAAGUCAGAGUGGCUUCAAGGAGUUCUUCCGCAAGACUAUUCGUGGUCUCAAGACGCUCGGGUCUCGCCGUGGAAUCGCCAGCCAAAUCGGCGACCUGAAGGUACGUGUCAAGGAGGUGAAAGAGCUCAAGAAUAGUUACAAGCUGGACGAUACUGCUCGUAUCACCGAUACUGCACGUAGCACCUAUGAGCAUUCAACCGUGGAUCCCCGGUUGUCUGCUCUUUUUGUAGAGGAGACACAUCUUGUGGGCAUUGAUGGUCCAAGAGACCAUCUCGUCACUUGGAUGAUGGAAGAAGAAAAUAGUUCGGCCAAGCAUCGCAGGGUGCUAUCUAUUGUUGAGUUCAGUGGGUUGGGAAAGACGGCAUUGGCAAAGGAAGUCUGUCACAAGAUCCAGGGGCAUUUUGAUUGUCAUGCUUUUGUCUGUCUCACAGCAGCCGAAUGUAAAGAAAUUAUGAAGGGUGUGAUCUCUCAAGUGCCUUGCGAGAAAGAUUUUAUAGAAGAUAACGACAUUUGGGAUGAAAAGAAAUUUAUUGGGAAGCUUAGAGAACUGUUACAAGAUAAGAGGUACCUCAUCGUUAUUGAUAAUAUAUGGUCUACAAAGGCAUGGGACACUAUUAAAUGUGCUUUCCCGGAGAAUAAAUUUUCUAGCAGAAUUAUAGCAACUACACGCAUCGUUGAUGUAGCAAGGUCGUGUUGUCUCGGUGGUAAUGACCGCAUGUAUGAAAUGGAAGCUCUAAGUGAUGUUCACUCCAAAAAAUUGUUUUUCAAGAGAACAUUUGGAUCUAAGGACAGUUGCCCGGAAGGGCUAAAACGAGUGUCAAAUGAAAUAUUGAAAAAAUGUGGAGGCCUACCACUAGCAAUCAUCAGUAUUUCAAGUUUAUUGGCAAACAAACCAUCCCUCAAAGACGAGUGGGAGAAGACCUGUUUAUUAUAUCUAAGUAUAUUUCCUGAAGAUUAUGUGAUUGAGAGAGAGACUUUGGUGAGACGCUGGAUAGCGGAGGGAUUUAUCUCUGAAGAGCGUGGACUUAGCAAACAAGAGGUCGCCGAGAACCACUUCUAUGAGCUAAUCAAUAAAAGCAUGGUCCAACCAGUGGACGUUGGCUAUGAUGAUAAUUUCAUCAGUGUGGUAGGCCACGGGCAAACUGAUUUGGUAAAUCGUGAAGGUUCUAUUCGUCGACUAUCAGUCCAACACAUUGAUAAGGAGCUUGUGUCUGUAUUGGAAAAUCAAGAUCUAAGCCAUGUCCGAUCCCUAAGAGUAAUAACAUCAAGUUGCAUCAAACACUUGCCUAGCCUUGUUAAGUUUGAAACUUUGCGUGUACUGGAUUUUGAAGGUUGUCAGGGUCUGGAAGAGUAUGAUAUGAAUGGUAUAGAUAAACUAUUCCAGCUAAAGUACUUGAGCCUUAGGGGAACUAAUGUGUCAGGGAUCCCCCCAGGAAUUGUGAGGCUUUAUAAUCUAGAGACGCUAGAUCUUAGAGAUAGUUAUUAUAUAGAAGAGUUGCCAUCCAGAAUUGUUCAGCUCACUAAACUACAAUAUCUACUCGUUACAAGAUUUCAUUUUCUUGGUGGUGGCCAUAUAAAGAUACCCGAUGGGAUUGGAAACAUGAGUAACCUGAGGAUUAUCACAGUCAUCAAUAUUACCAAGAGUUCAUUAGGUGCGGUGGCAGAGCUUGGGAACCUAACCAGUUUGAAUGAAUUGCAUCUACAGCUAGACUUUAUGGAUAAGAGGCACGAAGAGAUGUUACUCUUCUCACUAUGCAAGCUUGGCAGCUACAAACUCCAGUCUUUAUGGAUAGUUUCACCUGAUUCAACACCCCUCCAGUUUUUAGAUUCUUGGUCCCCUCUGCCAUCUUCCCUCCAGAGAUUUCGGAUGAACACUUACUACUAUUUACCGAAGAUUCCAAAAUGGAUCACACCAGCACUCGCCAGUCUGGCGUACCUAGACAUUAAUUUAGUAAAAAAAAUAGGGCCGCAAGCAGCUGCCAUAAGGAAUGAAGCAAAUGCCCACUCCAAUGAUCCGAGGCUAAUUAUCCUAGGAGAAAUGGAAGAGGGCGAGGAAGACAGUGACACCAGUGAGGAAGAGUUUGAGAAUGAGAAUGACACCAACGAGGAAGGGAGCUAG